AUGAAGCUUCUGCAAUUGGUAUUCCUGUUAGCUUUAACAACAGGAAUCUCCGCUGUUCUCAUCUACAUUAUCGGCGUCUCAAAUCUCUACGAAUCCAAUGGGCUUAGCAAUGAAGAUCUAAAAGCGUUGCAGUCUCUGCAGAGCGGAUUCCAGAAGUGCGUAAGUGCAAAUGGAUUGGGACUAGAAGCUGUUACCGGUAGAGAUUAUUGUAAAGUAUUAAUUAACUUCCCCAAAGAUACUAUUCCCAAAUGGAAAGAUCCAAAGUCUGGAGAGCUUGAAGGACUAUCAUAUGAGUUUGACUUGUGUGAAGCAGUAGCUACAUGGGAACAAGUUAGGAAUAGCUCUACGAUACUCACCAAUGAAUAUAUUGAUGCCUUGCCAAAUGGAUGGGAGGAUUAUGCGUGGCGCAGAAUUAAUAAAGGAAUACAACUUAAUCGUUGUCAGAAUAAAUCUUUAUGCAUCGAGAAGCUUUCGUUAGUGCUUCCUGAAACGCCACCGUAUUUUCCCCGGCAGUUUGGGCGAUGUGCUGUUAUUGGUAACUCUGGUGAUCUUUUGAAAACAAAGUUCGGAAAGGAGAUAGAUACUUACGAUGUGGUUCUUAGAGAAAAUGGGGCUCCAAUUCAGAACUACAAGGAAUAUGUGGGAGAAAAAAGUACAUUCCGUCUUCUUAAUCGAGGGUCAGCAAAAGCCCUUGACAAAGUCGUGGAGUUGGAUGAAAAAAAGCAAGAGGUAUUGCUGGUAAAAACAACAAUCCAUGAUAUUAUGAACAAGAUGAUUCGGGAAGUGCCAAUAAAAAAUCCUGUAUACUUAAUGCUUGGUGCUUCAUUUGGCUCGGCCGCCAAAGGAACCGGGCUCAAGGCUCUUGAAUUUGCUCUCUCGACUUGUGAUUCAGUGGAUAUGUACGGUUUCACUGUUGAUCCCGGUUAUAAAGAGUGGACUAGAUAUUUUUCAGAAUCGCGACAAGGGCAUACUCCUUUGCAUGGUAGAGCUUACUACCAGAUGAUGGAAUGCUUGGGUCUCAUUAAAAUACACUCUCCCAUGAGAGCUGAUCCAAACCGGGUCGUGAAAUGGGUGCCAAGCCGCAAUACAAUUAGGUCUGCAAGAAUUGCAGCAGAGAAGCUCUUAAGGAGAGUUGGAGCAGGAUCUGCAGACCCAUUAGCUUCAUGCUCGAUAGUAAAGAAGAGAAGCAAAAACGAGCGUCCUUUGGUUUCACACCUGAGAAAACCCGUGAGAGACCAUCAAAAAUAUGUGAGAAGCACGACAAUGUACCCGUUGGAGCACAGUCCAGGACAUAGUCAGCUUUGCAUUACACCAGCUGACUAAAGAAACUACUUAUAUACAAAUCGAUUUUUAUCCACAAACUGAAGCACGAAACAGGUUCAGUGGAAAAACGAAAUAUUCAAAAGCAAAUCCAUCAUAUGAAGGUGUUCAAGAACAAUCGAGAUGAGAGUUUUCCGUGUAAUCUCUUCAGGUUAGGAUUGAUUCUUUUGUUAUCCUGUUUUCUGCAACUUUCUUUACGAGAGUUAUAUAGGUAAAUGUGAAAUAGAACUGCCUUUGUUCCAUGACUAAUUUUAGCACAUAAUCAAGUUUAAAAUUAUACUCUCA
Messenger RNA from Eruca vesicaria subsp. sativa (arugula), 1605 nucleotides. Lineage: Eukaryota; Viridiplantae; Streptophyta; Magnoliopsida; Brassicales; Brassicaceae. The record is from the annotation of a GenBank genome assembly.